AUGACCGCAUUUCAGGUGUACAGUACGCCUCCCGGCAACAGUCCACCAGCACCGAACGGCACCCUCUUGUCACCAAGCCAACAGAACACCCGCCGUACCAGUGGUGUCCACUCCAAUGCUGACUCUUCACCACUCUCGAACGGCGGCUCGCAGAACGUACCAUCUUCUCCGCUGUCACCCGCCUCGAACGGACAGUGGAGCUCGGCUGUUGGCCAUGCAGGCACCGGCAAGUCUGGUCGCGUGAUUGAGAAGCUCAUGGCAGAGAAUGACAAGCUCAAGCGCGAGCUGAAAGAGCAGAUGGUGAAGGCUGAGGAGUUUCAGCGCAACUUGCAGACUGUGAAGCCACAGAUGGGGGCUCUUCAGGCAGAGAUCGACAACCUGUCUCACGCUAAGGGUGUGGAUCGUUCGUUGCUCGCCCGCAGAGACCGCCAGAUCAAAGAGCUGAAGGACGAGCUUGCGGAGGAGAAGAAGAACAGACAAGCUGCGACCUUACGCAUGCAGCAAAUAGAGGCUGCACGCGACGAAGCCGUAGAGCUCUGCGAUACAGCCACGCAGCGCGCGGUAGAGGAGACGAAGCAUGCCACCAAUCAUGCGGAGAUCCUUCGGACCAGCUACAACCAAAAGAACACAGUGUUCGAGAGACAGAUCGCAAACGCGGCCAAGGAGCAGAAGGCCCUGCAUGAUGCCAUUGCGCGGGAUCAGCAGACCAUCUCGAGACUCAGCGUUGUCACGGACCAGAUGCGGCAGGAAGCUGAGCGUAAUCGGAAACUUCAGGAAGAGACGCUGGCACAGUGGGUCAAGUUGCAAGAAGAGUCCAAGGCGCAGAUGUCGGGACUGCAGCACCAGACUGACGCCGAGAACGAGAAGACCCGCAAGCUGAGUGUCGAGAUGGACAAGGUGGUGGAUCAGAUGCGCUGGGUCAUGGGCAUCAAGAAAAACACAGGCUUGGAUUCUUCAAACUAG
Fulvia fulva is the source of this 963-nucleotide messenger RNA. RefSeq lists its product as uncharacterized. The record is from RefSeq and is a predicted model, not a curated record. The coding region runs from base 1 to 963 and encodes 320 amino acids. NCBI's taxonomy places the organism in Eukaryota, Fungi, Ascomycota, Dothideomycetes, Mycosphaerellales, Mycosphaerellaceae. The transcript has a single exon.